GGCCUGAAAAGUGAUUACUUUAAAUCGAGAGAUUAAAAGUGAGAAUUUUUAUAACUACAGGACCAAAAGAAUGAUUAAACUUUUUCUUUCUCCGAUCUGGUGUUGGAAACUUCGGAAUAAGUGGCACUCCUUUAUCUCCAUUUGAUCUGUUUUUCUCUUUUUCUACAAUGUCCAAAGAAGUUGUUGAUGAUCCUUCAGCUGCUCCUUUUGAGUUUGAGAUCUUGGAUAGUGAUUCUUACAUUGUUAGAUCUGUUAGAGCCUCAACCAAUCGUGCAAAUCCGUGGAUUGAACCUGAAAGGCUGAAACUUAGACACAGAAUUGGUAGAGGCAUCUUUGGUGAUGUUUGGUUAGCAACUCAUCAUCAGUCAACUGAAGAUUACGAUGAGUACCAUGAAGUUGCUGCAAAGAUGUUACAUGCAAUUGGAGAGGAUCACAUGAAGACUGUUAUAGAGAAGUUCAAUGAAUUGUAUUUUAAGUGCCAAGGAGUUGCUAGCAUGUCCUGGCUGCAUGGAAUUUCCAUCUUAGAAGGAAGGAUAUGCAUCAUUAUGAAUUUUUACGUUGGUUCAAUUGGUGACAAGAUUGCAAGACUCAAAGAAGGAGGGAUUUCAUUGCAUGAUGUUUUAAGGUAUGGAGUCAAUCUGGCUCAAGCUGUUCUGGAACUUCACUCUCUAGGGAUCCUCAUUCUUAACCUUAAACCAUUCAAUGUUGUUCUCAAUGAGAACGAUCAAGCAAUUUUAGGAGAUUUUGGAAUUCCUAGUCUUUUGCUUGAAUCCUCAUUCUUAAGCAGAGAUAUGGAUAAGAGGCUUGGAACACCAAAUUACAUGGCUCCAGAGCAAUGGGAACCUGAGGUCAGAGGUCCUAUAUCAUUUGAAACAGAUUCUUGGGGGUUUGGUUGUACCAUUGUCGAAAUGUUGACUGGUAAUCAACCUUGGUAUGGAUGUCCUGUUCCCAGAAUAUACCAGUCAGUUGUUGAAAAGCAUGAAAAACCCAAUAUUCCUAGUGGCCUUCCUUCUUCAAUUGAGAAUAUCCUCAGUGGAUGCUUUGAGUAUGAUUUGAGGAAUCGCCCUUUAAUGGUGGAUAUUCUGAGUGUCUUUCAAAGUGCUCUGAAUGAAUUGGCCAAUGAUGGAGAAUGGAGAUAUCUGGGAAAUGUGAAAGUUAAUCCAAAAUCAGAUAGCACUGGCUACACAGAGUGGUUCCUCUCAAAGGAUCAUCUUCAGGUGGGUGACAUGGUCCGAACUAGAAAGCUUCCCAAUUCAUGCAGACCUCAAAACAUGGACAUCCCAGAAGGAACUGUUGUCAGUUUAGAGUCUAACACAGAUCACAGGUUCGCCCUUGUGAGGGUCCAUGGCAAUGACGACCCUAUCAGAAUUCAUGUAUCAUCCCUUGAACGUGUCACGUCUGGAUUGGUAGCUGGUGAUUGGGUAUGUUUGAGGGAAGAAAACGAGAAGCACUCACAUGUGGGCAUUCUACAUGCCAUCAACCGUGAAGGUAGUGUAUCUGUUGGAUUUCUUGGGCUGCAAGCUCUCUGGGAUGGAAACUCUUCUGAAGUGGAAAAGGUGGAACCUUUCUGUGUUAGCCAGUUUGUGAGAGUCAAAGACGCCGUUUCGUGUCCUCGAUUUGAGUGGCGUCGCAAAAGGGGCGGCGCCUGGGCUGCUGGCAGGAUCUCAUGGAUUCUUCCGAAUGGAGGUUUGGUUGUGAAGUUCCCAGGGAUGCUUCCUUUUGGCAAUGAAGCAAACACCUACUUGGCUGAUCCCUCUGAGGUUGAAGUGGUUGAGUUCAGGAAUUGUCCAGGGAUCAUAGAAAAGUAUGAACAUUUAGAGGAUCAUCACUGGGCAAUUAGACCAGUUCUGGUUGCAUUUGGUCUAUUCACUGCUUUCAAAUUUGGCAUACUUGUUGGAAAGAAAGUGAGGAGGAACAACAAGGUCAAUGCAGUAGAAAUUGAAAGUCAUCAUCAGAAUGACAAUUCUGCUACAACAACUUCUACCACCACAAUGAGAUCUUCAAAUGCUGCAAAACAAGGCAAUGGAACAUGGGUUCCUUCAGUUUUUGCAAGUAUAAUUUUUAAGGAAGUUGGUAACUCAUCCAACGGUCGGUAGUUUUUAUGUUUUUGUUUAGUGUUUCUUAAUCAAAACAACUUCUUAAUAAUAUUAUGGAAUGAUAGGUACUAAGUGUAAGUGACUCAGAAUCUUGACAUUUUGUACAUAUCCUGCAAGGAUUAGCUCUGUACAUAGCCGCCAUGCUAUGCAAAAUGAACACAAAUGAGGAAUGUUUACGAACUCUUCCUCAUACAAA
Molecule: messenger RNA, 2292 nt
Organism: Vigna radiata var. radiata (mung bean)
Lineage: Eukaryota; Viridiplantae; Streptophyta; Magnoliopsida; Fabales; Fabaceae
Product: E3 ubiquitin-protein ligase KEG
Exons: 5
Coding region: 168-2096 (642 amino acids)
Biological process (GO): protein phosphorylation
Molecular function (GO): ATP binding; protein kinase activity
Source: RefSeq, a predicted model, not a curated record